AUGCGAAGGAAUUCCAGGUACACUGAUCACACUGCGAGGGGAGUUUCUUGGCCACGACCAAUCGGAUCUCAUCAUGCUCAUCAUUUGUGGCACCGAUUGUCUUCAUUCAGCAAAAUGGAAAUCCUCGUCGAAAAUUGUAGCUCGAGUUGGACAAGCAAGCAGAGGAUUUGGCGAAAUACGAAUUGCAACGAGGUCGGGCGGUCGAGGAUCGAGCAAUUUAAAAUUCCGUGUUUUCAUCACUCAAGUGGGGCCCCUCGAGGAAUCAGCUGUGUGGGUAGA
Molecule: messenger RNA, 279 nt
Organism: Mesorhabditis belari
Lineage: Eukaryota; Metazoa; Nematoda; Chromadorea; Rhabditida; Rhabditidae
Source: the annotation of a GenBank genome assembly